GUUGUGCUACUGACGUAGACCUGGCAGACGGGUAUUUGUCACUCCUGAUGGAUUAUUGAUCAGCUCUACUAGGCCCUGAUUUUGUUUUAUUCACAUUUCAUGUCGCAAAGUCAAACAAUUCCAUCAAAGCAAGAGAUGUCUUAAAAUAUUAAAGGGGCCCUAUUAUGUUUUUUGGGGGGGUUCCCUUUCCUGUAGUGUGUUCUAUUUUUGUGCAUGUAAACAGAUCUGCAAUGGCUAAAAUCCCUUUUUCUUCCACACACUUCCCCCUUGCCUGAAACGCCUCCAUUGGACUCCUUUGCUUAAUUCAGGAACAUAGUGACACUUGCGCUUCCAAUGGCUAGUGCUCCAACACAUUGUACGUGAUAGGCUUAGGGGCGGAACGUUUACACACAGUAAAACAUGCCAAAUGUUUGGUGACCAUUCUUAUCUUCUCUCUUGCUCACCCAAGCAAAGGGCAGAGACUCUUCAGCCUGACCCGGCCUUAUAUCAGCACAGCGAGCACUAAAGGCACAGCUCAUUUGAAAGGCAACUUCAUCUGAAUGUCAUGGCGCACCAGAUACAUCAUUUUACACGAAAGUCCGUGGAGAUAACAUCUGGCUGAGCCUUGACGAUGAGUUUCAGAAUGUCAGGUGAUCUGGAGAAAGAGGAGGAGGAAGAUGAGGAGGAGGAGGAAGAGGAAGAAGGAAGUGUUAACCCAACAGAGGUGAAGAUGAGUCAGAUAGUGAUGCCCUGUCACAGCAACCACCGACAGGAACUGAGCGUGGGACAGCUGCUCAAGUGGAUCGACUCCAGCGCCUGCCUCUCUGCUGAAAGGCAUGCCGGGUGUCCCUGUGUCACGGCAUCCAUGGACGACAUCCACUUCGAACAUACCAUCAGUGUGGGUCAGGUGGUGAACAUCAAGGCAAAGGUCAACAGAGCCUUCAACACCAGCAUGGAGGUGGGCGUGCAGGUCAGCUGUGAGGAUCUGUUCUCUGAUCGCCACUGGAGGGUCUGUCACGCCUUCGCCACCUUUGUUACCCAGCGCACAAACACAGGGAAGAAGGUGAUCUUGAAGCCUGUGGUUCCUCACACUGAGAAGGAGCAGGUGGAGUAUAGCGUGGCGGCUGAGAGACGCAGGGUCAGGAUGCUACACGAUGACAUCAUCAAAGAUCUGCUCUCCCACGGAUCUGUCCUGCAGGCUGACAACUCUGCAGUAGGUAAUGCGGUGGCAGCAGAGAAGACCAAGGUGGAGAGUGUUGAGCUGGUUCUACCCCCCCAUGCUAACCAUCAGGUGAAUACAUUUGGAGGACAGAUCAUGGCCUGGAUGGUGAAUGUAGCUACAAUUGCUGCCAGCCGUCUGUGUCAGGCUCACCCGACUCUGCGCACCAUCGACAUGUUCACCUUCAGAGGACCCUCUCAGGUGGGGGACAGACUACUGCUGAGGGCCAUCGUCAACAACGCCUUCAAAAACAGCAUUGAGGUGGGGGUGCGUGCAGAAGCCUACCACGAGGCGGGGCCGAACCGACACAUUAACUCUGCCUUCAUGACCUUCGAGGUGCUGGAUGACCACACGAAGCUGUGUACGCUACCACGGAUACGACCCGAGCCCUUGGAAGGGGAGAGGAGGUUUCAAGAAGCCAUAGCCAGGAAGAAGAUCAGACUGGACAGAAAGUACAUCAUUUCCCAGAAGCAGGGCGAGGUCCCUCUGUCUGUGCCCUGGGACCCCAGAAAUCAGGUGUAUCUGAGCUAUAACAAUGUUUCCGCUCUGAAGAUGUUGGCUGCUAGAAAAAACUGGCGCCUCAGCUCUGAGAAAGACAAGGUCCGUCUUUUCACCCUGGAGUAUAAGUCCAUGUUGAGUGUCAGGGUGGAGUCGGAGGUGAAUGUCCCUGCUCACAGAGCUUUCCGUCUGCUGGCUGAGCUGAGCGACAGGCCCAGCUGGGACCCACAUUAUCAGAAAUGUGAGCUGAUACACCGGGUGGAUGAUGACGACUUCCUGUAUCGAGUGGUGACCCCAUCUGUGCGUCAGGGGGGCCUUGGGUCCCCGACUUCAGCCCAACCAGGAGAAGGGAUUCAAGACUUCAUCCUGUUGGCUUCCAAGAGGAAGCCGUGUGGCAGCGGAGACCCAUACGUCAUCGCACUGCGUUCAGUGUCCCUGCCCACCCACCCCCCCACUGAAGGAUAUAAAAGAGGAGAGGUUCUGUGUGCUGGCUUUACCAUACUGGAGACUAAAGACAACAUGUCCCUGGUCAGUUACUAUAACCAGGCCUCUCCAGAAGUUAUUCCCUAUAUCUCCACAGACAUAGCCGGCCUCUCCUCCACUUUCUACCACACCUUCUCCUCCUGCAGCCAGUACCUCGCCAGAAACAGACUGCAGUCGGCCUCUGAGGAGCAGACUGGCCCAGAACAGACAACAGACAUAGACAGUCCCCCCUGCGAUGCUGAUGCAGAUGGUCUGUCAGUGGACCUCCACAGCACCCAUUUGUAGACAGUCAGGGUUAUUUCCUGGCCAGUUUACAUCACGUUUACAGUGUCGGGUGAGAUUCAGCUGCUGCUUUACAACAUGGUACUAUUAAUCUGGCAUCAAAUGGUCACAGUGAUCAAAAGGUGAUAUUUAUAUUAAAUCUAAAUAUCCCCAAAAAGUAAGCAAAGGAAUAACUUUGCAUUUGAAACAGAAUGCUCUAAUAUUCAACCAGAGUCCUAUAUAAAACAUCAACCUAAUUUCAAAAUAAAGACUCAUUCAAUAUUAAUGACUGUGCUUUCACACAAUUGAAACAUUGUAGUCUGUGGAUAGCUAGAUAAAAACAUGUUGUGUUUGUGAAUAUACGGUUUAUUUGUACCAAUUGUGGGUUUUUUAUGAAAUGCGGGUUUUUUUUUUUUUUUAAGAAACACUAACAGUAGCAGUUAAUGGUGAAAGAACUGUCAACAUAUUCCGUGAGCAAAUGAGCAAAAAGUACUACUGUCUUUUUUUAUAAAGAAUUUAUGUUUUAUUUAAAAAAAAAAUAUUGACAUUUUAAUAAAAUGAUUUUGAACUGUG
This is a messenger RNA of Eleginops maclovinus (Patagonian blennie), 3013 nucleotides long. RefSeq names its product acyl-coenzyme A thioesterase 11-like. Bases 611 to 2464 code for a protein of 617 amino acids. NCBI's taxonomy places the organism in Eukaryota, Metazoa, Chordata, Actinopteri, Perciformes, Eleginopidae. Gene Ontology annotation, molecular function: fatty acyl-CoA hydrolase activity; lipid binding. Gene Ontology annotation, cellular component: cytosol; extracellular exosome. Gene Ontology annotation, biological process: acyl-CoA metabolic process. The transcript has 17 exons. The record is from RefSeq and is a predicted model, not a curated record.